This is a messenger RNA of Anisakis simplex (herring worm), 246 nucleotides long. Lineage: Eukaryota; Metazoa; Nematoda; Chromadorea; Rhabditida; Anisakidae. The record is from the annotation of a GenBank genome assembly.
AUGUCGAGUGUAUGCAAUCCUUCUGGAGCUAUUUUGUCAAAGCGAACGAAUCGGCAGCAAACUGCUGAUGAGAAGACACCACGAAAAAACUACAGCGAGCAGUUCGUGCGAUUGGUAGCACAGGCACGGCGAAUUCUGCACAGAAACAGUUGGAUUCUAAAUAAUGCGAAUUAUCGGAAGGCAAUGCAGCGCAUCUCGAGCAACGAUGAGAAAUCAGUGGAUAAUAAACAACAAAAAAAAGAGUGA